Messenger RNA from Nematostella vectensis (starlet sea anemone), 2885 nucleotides. Its product is annotated as lysophospholipid acyltransferase 5-like. Gene Ontology annotation, biological process: lipid modification. Gene Ontology annotation, molecular function: acyltransferase activity. The transcript is spliced from 15 exons. NCBI's taxonomy places the organism in Eukaryota, Metazoa, Cnidaria, Anthozoa, Actiniaria, Edwardsiidae. The record is from RefSeq and is a predicted model, not a curated record. Gene Ontology annotation, cellular component: membrane. The coding region runs from base 959 to 2374 and encodes 471 amino acids.
GUUCUCUUGCUUUGCGAAUGGAGUCGCGGUUAUUUCUUAUUUUUUCAAGAGGUAUGAGCUCUAUGUCAGAAGCGGAGUGGUUGGGUUUUAGAAAGUGUUCAGCGGUGUGGGUUGGUAUGAAUCGGGAUUGUGAGUCUACAGUUCUGCGGUGGUCAUUAAAGCGUUCUUUUAAUUAGCGUUUAGUUUCCCCAAUACAUUGAAGGUUACAGCGGUUACAUUGAAUCAUAUAAAUCACGUUUUUAGUAUUGCAGGUUAUGUGCGAGGUUAAAAGUCGUGUUUCUUCUGUUGAAAAAAUGUCUAGCUUGUAAGGCCAUCGGUUCUAAUAUAGGGGCAGGUUAGUUGGUGGUAGAGCGGUCGGAAGGUAGCUUGGCUUUAACGAGGAUGUCGCGGAGGUUAGGUGAGCGGCGAAAGGCGACAAGAGGAGGCUCAUUGAAAACCUUAUGGCAUCGCUUAGACCAGAGUAGGAAGUUGUAAUUUCUACGGAUUAUGUCGUUGAUGUUAGGUAGUGUAGAGUCAUAAGCGGGAGCUUAACGCAAAACAGGGCAGGGUCUAGGGGGCAGGGUCUAGGGGGUUAACACCCCCUCCCUCCUCUUGGGCUGCCCAGGAAAAGUGUUAUGUGCAAAAAUAUCCAUACAGAAUAUAACACUGCGCUUAUUCAUUCAAGCAAUUGCGGGUAAAGGCAAGGAAGUCUUGUAAAGAAAUUUUUUUUCUCCCCAUAUUGCCAUUAAGUUAAGCCCCUCUCUUAGCAAAAAAUCCAUGUCCGACUCUGUGUAUAUGCGUAUUUGCUUCUCUGUGUAUGUGCGUAUUUGAUUCUCUUGCGCGCGCUCUACGCAGCGUCACGCCCUUUGUGUGACGUGUUGUGUUACAGGUUGACUUCGGAAGGCCGUCACACUGGCGUUAUGCGCUGAAGGCUUUAGCCAAAGUGCACUGGCGCGUGUCACAUCCCUCGUCAACAAACAUGGCUGAACGGCCCUCUAUGUUUCAACUUAUCGAGCAGACAUCUGGCUUUCCUGAGCUUGCUGUUCGCUUUCUAUUGUGUCUGUUGACAGCUUACCCUUUCGCGUUUACCUAUCGGCUGGCCAUUAGACAACGAAGACCAUGGAUUCAGCACCUUUUCUCUACCUCAUGUGGUCUUGGAGUGUGUUACUUUGUCUUCGGAUUGGAAUGUCUCCAUUCGCUGCUGAACAUCGUAAUGAUGUACUGUCUUCUUCACUUCGGUGGGCCUACUCGUCAGACAGUCGCCUUGUCUCUGAUUCUUAACAUGGGCUAUCUCUGGCUUGGCUUUUAUUACCGAAUCGUCGAUGAGUUCAUGAUCGACUGGUCCGUCCCGCAUUGUAUCCUGUGUUUACGACUAAUGGGAUUGGCCUGGGACUACUACGAUGGAAACAAUAUCAACAAUAAUGAGGUCUCGGAGGACAUGAAGACCACCAUGAUCCAUCAGCCACCGUCUUUAUUAGAGAUGCUAGGAUACUCUUACUUUUUCGGAAGCUUUCUUGUCGGACCUCAAUUUCCAAUCAGGAAGUACUUAUCCAUGGUUGAAGGGAAUCUGAUUGAUAAAGACAUCAGUGAAAGAACUUGUGUUCCAGAGGGGCUACGACGACUCUUUCUCGGGCUGUUUUACGGCGUUUCCUUUGCUAUUCUCUCGCCAUUCUUUGGGGCACAACAUUUUUUAACCCCUUGGUUCGAGGAGAUUUCUUUCUUUCGUCGAAUGUGGUUUAUCACCUGGUUCGGAAAAGUGCUGUGGUUUAAGUAUCUUGCCCUCUUUCUUGUGUCGGAGGGAAGCUGUAUCAUAGCUGGUUUAGGGUACAACGGAAAGGACCCCGAUGGAAACCCUCAAUGGGAUGGUGUGGCAAACAUGAAGAUAAUAUCGUACGAAACGUCACUCUCUGUUCUGGAAAUCAUACAGUCUUUCCAUCUUCAGACAAGUCUGUGGCUGGUGCGCUAUGUCUACAAGCGGCUCAAGUUCCUCGGAAAUCGCUUCCUCUCCCUAGGUCUCUCUCAGACGUUUUUGGCCGUUUGGCAUGGCUACAUGAUUGGGUACUACCUGCUGUUUGUGCUUCAGUUCUUUUACGUCGUCUUCGAGAAAACGUUUAUUAGCACAUGGCAAAGAUUUGGUGGGCUUCCUGUGUAUGACAUGCCUUUCCUCGCCCAAGUCCCUCUCGUGCCAUUGCUGUAUGUUGUCAAGCAAAUGAUGACAAGCUAUGGCUGUGUGCCGCUAGCUCUGCUCCACUGGCACAAAAUACAACGGGUAUUUACUUUGACGUACUACGCGCCAGUCGUUCUUGUCUGCGCAUGGGAUUUGGUGCUGUAUCCGCUGGUCUUCUACCCUGCUGUUCGCUCUAAAUCGAGAACAAAUGUCAAGAAAUGGAGUUAAUUGGACUUUGCUUCUGUUGCUAAUCUUGCUUAUACAUAGAAGAUUACUCAAAUACUGGAUGUGUGGAUUUGUUUUUGAUGAAUAAGUAUGAAUUGCAUUUUCAAAAGGUGGUAAAUAUAUUUCUUAAUAAAAAGACUUUGUAUAUUUUUCUAAUCUGUAGUUCUAUAAAUGCUCAGUUCUUAGAAUAUCUUAUAAAUGCUACGAUGAAUGUAUUGUCUUACGUUUAAGCUAAAUAAAAUGAUAAAGAUGGUAUUGUGAAAGGUGUCUCAGGCAAUCGCUAUUUCGAAAAAUGUUGUCAUUGUAUUUGCCAGGCAGUCCUGAUAUCAAAAAAUCCAAUGGAACUUUUUGUAUUUCUACUGAAUUCCCCAAAAAUAUAAAUAAAUCAUGCGACUAUUUCACAUUUCAUCUUUACAUAAUAAAAAAGGCAUGGUAUAUCUUCCAAGUCUAUAUUUUCUGUAAAUACCCAGUGUUAGAACAUAUUCUUGCUAAUAAAUAUAUUUCGUUAUUUCAA